AUGUUAAAAUUCAACCCUCGAUUCCUCAUCGUCAGCCUCGGGAAUCCAUUGCCAAAAUACGAGAGUCUACAUUCGGCCGGUCACUUUGUCCUCAAUGGCCUCGCAAAGACGCUUCACUUGCCGGCCUUUCGCGAGGUGACGCUGGGCAGGCAGUCUUGCUUGGUAUCUCAGGGCCCAAAGUACAUUCUUGUGCAGUCUCCGACUUACAUGAACACCUCCGGAGGCUUUGUGGCGAAUGCAUGGCAGGAAACCGUCCGGAAAUACGGUGCCGAAUCACUCGGGCUAGUGAUUGUUCACGAUGAGCUGGAAAAGGACUUUGGGGUGGUCAAGCUUCUACCGUGGGACCGCAGUCCGCGUGGGCACAACGGCGUCAAGAGUGUGAGAGGCUCGUUAUCGCAGAAAAAGUAUCCGGAAUCACCCUUUGCCCGCAUUGCCGUCGGCAUCGGGCGUCCUGAGGAGCGAGAUGCAGCUACAGUGAGCCGUUAUGUGCUCAAUAAAAUCUCUCGUGAGCACCGAACGACGUUAGAGGAAGAAACGCCUUGGGAUGUCGCAAAGUGUCUCAUGGAACUGGAGAACCAGUGGAGAAUUGACGUCCAGGGCGGUUCGGGAGGAACCACAGAGCCAUGA
Trichoderma harzianum CBS 226.95 is the source of this 627-nucleotide messenger RNA. RefSeq lists its product as hypothetical. The transcript has a single exon. The coding region runs from base 1 to 627 and encodes 208 amino acids. Gene Ontology annotation, molecular function: peptidyl-tRNA hydrolase activity. The record is from RefSeq and is a predicted model, not a curated record. NCBI's taxonomy places the organism in Eukaryota, Fungi, Ascomycota, Sordariomycetes, Hypocreales, Hypocreaceae.